UCUCCUUCCCUCCCUCCCUCCCUCACUCGGCAGGAAAUGGAGUCCAUCAGUUCCAAGGACCUUGCCAUGAAGGCGCAGAAGAAGAUCCUGAGCCGCUUGGCCAACAAGUCGCUGGCGCAGCUGCUGAUCGACGACACCAGCGCCGAGAUCCUGGACGAGCUCUACCGCGUCUCCAAGGAGUUCACCGGCAACCGGGCCGAGUCGCAGAAGGUGCUGAAGAACCUGGUGAAGGUGGCGGUGAAGAUCGGCGUGCUCUUCCGGCACCGGCAGUUCAGCGAGAGCGAGCUGGGGCUGGCCGGCGAGUUCCGGCGCAAGCUGAGGCAGGGCGCCAUGACCGCCAUCAGCUUCCACGAGGUGGCGUUCACCUUCGAGGCGCCGGUGCUGACCGCGCUGCUCCGGGAGAGCCGGGACCUCCUGCUGCGGCUGGUGGAGGGCCACCUCACCGCCAAGUCCCUGGGCCGCAUCCGGCACGUCUUCGACCACUUCGGCGACGGGCAGCUCCUCAACCAGCUCUACGGUGAGCAGGACCCUUACCGCGCCCACCUGCAGAAGAUCUGCGACGGCUUAGGGAAGCUCCUGGAGGACGGCACGUUAUAGACGGCGCUGUGGGCGGGACACGGGAAGGGCAAUGGCACCAGGGCCCGCCGAGGACACAAGGGACAAUGAAUGGACACCCGCCGCGAUGGCACCCCGAGAGGGGAGGGUUUAGCCGCCACUGCCCUGCGCGGGAUUAUCUUGUAGCCUCUCCAGAGGCACCGCAACACACCGGCGUAUCACAGAAUAAAAGGCACUGCAUACUCCCGCC
Molecule: messenger RNA, 805 nt
Organism: Chiloscyllium plagiosum (whitespotted bambooshark)
Lineage: Eukaryota; Metazoa; Chordata; Chondrichthyes; Orectolobiformes; Hemiscylliidae
Source: RefSeq, a predicted model, not a curated record